This is a messenger RNA of Labrus mixtus (cuckoo wrasse), 1483 nucleotides long. It is a transcript of the gene mettl22, whose product is annotated as methyltransferase 22, Kin17 lysine. The record is from RefSeq and is a predicted model, not a curated record. Gene Ontology annotation, molecular function: protein methyltransferase activity. The coding region runs from base 167 to 1420 and encodes 417 amino acids. The transcript is spliced from 13 exons. Gene Ontology annotation, cellular component: nucleus. NCBI's taxonomy places the organism in Eukaryota, Metazoa, Chordata, Actinopteri, Labriformes, Labridae. Gene Ontology annotation, biological process: protein methylation.
CCAUCUUGAUUAAGGACUCACCUGUGAACACUCUGCACCUUUAAGGACUCACCUGUGAACUCUCUGCACCUUUAAGGACUGACCUGUGAACACUCUGCACCUUUAAGGUCUCACCUGUGAACAGGAGUCAGCUGACUGAUGACAUCACACUGUGACAUCAUCAGCGAUGGAUCAAAUCACCUUCCAUCAUGACACCGUGCUGUCAGACGUUCACCUGCUGCUGCCCAACACACGCCACCUGAUGACCCGCCUCAACACCGUCGGACAGCCAGUGUUUGUGUCUAAAUUUAAGAUCCUGUCAGACGGAGAGAGGAGAGACGAGGAGAGAAGAGAUGGAGGAGACAGAGGAGGAGACAGAGGAGGAGGAGGAGACGGAGGAGGAGACGGAGGAGUAGGAGGAGACAGAGAAGGAGACAGAGGAGGAGACAGAGGAGGAGACAGAGAAGGAGACAGAGAAGGAGACAGAGGAGGAGACAGAGGAGGAGGAGCAGUGGAGACUCUUCUGGAUGAAGAUGGAGAUCUGGACGUCACUCAUCGACGGAGGAGAGAGAGUUCAAAGACGAUCAGAAAGCUCGUUUGUGCCGUCAUCCUCAAACACUCUGACUCUGUGAUCCCUGAAGAAGACGACGAGGACGAGUGUUUGAACGACUUCAUAAAGAUCGAGCACACGAUGGCCACUCGUCUGGAGGACGUUGGAAAACAGGUGUGGAGGGGGGCGUUUCUCCUAGCUGACUUUAUCCUCUCUGACCCGCUCCUCUUCACAGGAAGUACCGUCCUGGACCUGGGGGCGGGAACAGGAUUAACAAGCAUCGUCAUGGCCACCACCGCCAAAACCGUCUACUGUACAGAUGUCGGAGACGACCUUCUGAGCAUGUGUGAGAGAAACGUGACGAUAAACAGACACCUGGUGGAGCCCACAGGUGGCGAGGUGAGAGUGAGACGACUUGAUUGGCUCCAAACAGACCUCUGUACAGACUGUGAGGAGGAGUUUAGCUGGACUGAGGAGGAGGUGUCUCAUCUGUACGAUGACACGUGCUUCAUUAUGGCUGCAGACGUGUGCUAUGAUGAUGAUCUGACAGACGGACUCUUCAGGACUCUCUACAGACUCUGCAGCACCUUCAACCACACCUGCACCAUCUUCAUCUCCAUGGAGAAAAGACUGAACUUCACCCUCAGACACAUGGACGUGUCAUGUGAGGCGUACGAUCACUUCAGACGGCGUCUCUCUGAACUGAACGACCUUCAGGACGGACACUGCAGCUUCACUGUCACUCAACUUCAGACAAACUUCAACCAGUUUCUGAUCUACGAACGCAUCCAGCAGCUGGAGCUGUGGAAGGUGACGUCCUCUCCUCUACAUCAUCAGACCGGCUCUGAACCGGAUCGGCCCCAAGCAGCGACCUCCUCUGUUAAAAUAUGAAGCUGAUGCUGAAGUGUAUAAAAUCCUGCAGUUCCUGGAGUGUCCAACACACUGUACGGGGGG